Octopus bimaculoides (California two-spot octopus) is the source of this 3549-nucleotide messenger RNA. RefSeq lists its product as uncharacterized. The record is from RefSeq and is a predicted model, not a curated record. Gene Ontology annotation, cellular component: clathrin adaptor complex. Lineage: Eukaryota; Metazoa; Mollusca; Cephalopoda; Octopoda; Octopodidae. Gene Ontology annotation, biological process: vesicle-mediated transport; intracellular protein transport.
GAAAUUUGGGGUCAGCACCAACAUAGCUAUAUGAACAAAUUUUCCAUGUCGUUAUACUACAACUAUUUUUUUUUUCUGUCAAUCAGAGACAGAUCGAAGCAUAAAUUUCUAUACAUUUUUAUUUUUCCUUAACUUCAACACAUUAAAUUACUUAGAUAUAAACUUCUAAUUUUAACACAAGUACACAAAUUUAAGGAUAAUAGCGAAGUUGGUUUAACCGACACAUGACAACGACUGUGAGUCAUUUCAUCGAAUUCCAUAUGGAUAAAAGUAUAAAGUUGCCUGAAAAUUUUUUUUCUGAAGAGAAAUGGGAAGCAACCCUUAAUUGUCCAACAGAUGUCGCUAUUUGUUGCCAGGCGGUGUAGCAGGAAAGUCUUUUAAUUUUCCCCCAACAUCUUCCAAGAUAUUAAAUCAAUUUCUAAAUGUUUCCACUUUUGAUUUCUCUGAUCGUUUUAUAACAAUGUAUAUUUCCGAAAUAUUUAUUACAACAACUCGAGGAGAUAUCCUUAUUCACAAAAAAUACAGAUUUGAUCUGGAUUUUGACCCUAAAGUCAUCUUCCUCAAGAAACUUCGUGCAGUUGGAAACGAACAUUUAUUACCCCAUUUUAAAGAAGAUGAUGUCACAUUUUGCCACAUCAAGCGAAACGGACUUUUUAUCAUGGCUGUAACGACCUGUAACAUGUCUCCUAUCUUUCUUGUGGAGUUCCUUACCAGGUUCUUCCUGAUCUGCAAAGAUUUCUGUGGAGUUGUCAGUGAAGAUGCUAUUCGAGCUAAUGUUCUCCUGAUUUAUGAAAUAUUGAAUGAAAUUUUGGAAUUUGGAUACAUCCAGUUAGCCACAACGGACAAGAUUAAACCAUAUAUCCAGUCAGAUCCAGUCCUUGUUUUAGCUAACAGAUCUCCUGCAGAAGAAAUUGCAUCAAGAUUGUUUUUCACUCUGUUUCAGUUUGGAAUAGAAACCAGAGUGGCUCCAAGCUCUGCUUCAAGUAAACCUGUUGUUAGAACAGCUGUGGAACAGGAAAACCGAAAAAAUGAAAUUUUUGUGGAUGUAAUUGAGAAAAUGAUUGUUGUCAUUACAAAUGAUGGGCUUGUGUCUCGUAUGGAUGUCACAGGAAAUAUAAAUGUAAAGAGUUUUUUAAGUGGUAAUCCAGUAAUUAAAUUAGCUGUUAAUGAGGACCUCACACUUGCUGAACAGGGGAAGCCAAAAGAUUUCAACAGCCAUGUAACUAUGGAGCAGUGCAGUUUUCAUCAAUGUGUUCGCAAAGAAGAAUUUAAUACUUCCCGAUGUCUUAUACUCAAUCCUCCCAUUGGUGAGUUUUCUGCUAUGACGUACAGACUGGCAUCAGAUCCUCCUUUAAAGCCACCAUUUAGAUUACAAGUACAGGAAAAGGAUUUUGACUCUCCUUCCAGGGACACCUGUUUGUCACUCCAGUUACUUAGUCACAUCCCAGAAAACACGGAAGCUGUAAAUAUUGUGUUAAGAAUUCCUGUGCCAGGAACAGUUUCUGGGAUUAGCCAACAGCUAAUUGGACCUGAUCAAACUAUAGAGUUAAAAGCCUCUAAUAAACAAAUUGUAUGGAAUAUAAAAAAGUUUCCUGGUGGCUCUCAUUUAAAUGCCAAUCUCAGAUUGAUCAGCAACAGUGGUGUGAAAACUCGUUUGAAAGAUAUCGGACACAUUGUCAUGGAGUUCGAGGCAUCAGGUUACACUUGCUCCGGCAUCCAGAUUCGCUAUUUGCGUGUUUUUGAUCGAGACCAAGCUUAUGUGCCGUACCGCUGGAUUCGAUACAUAACAGUCAGCGAUUCAUAUGUUUUUAAACUGUAAUUGUUGUGGGUCACUGACGCAGAUGUUUAUUUCCUCAGAAAGUUUACCUGGAUUUUAAGAGAUGAACAAUUACACUUUCAUUGUCUUUCAUUGAUGCAAGAUUUCUUUUAGAUUAUUGCUCUCGUAGCAACGGUUUAAGUUGCCACUUGUUUUUUUUUUGUUUGUUUUUUUGUAACACUGUCUACCAUGGUUCAGUGAGAAGGUCGCUGCUUCUUACUUGCAAUGUCCACAAAAUUAAAACAAAUUUUGCUUUUACUCUGUAAGGCCUGGCUACAGUUAAAGGAAGUCUUGUCAGCAGGAAUCUAAGUAAUUAAGUCUAAGGCUUCAGUAAUGCAACACCAGUGCUAAUAAUUAAUGACUAAUGGUAAGGUGGCAAGCUGGCUGAAUCGUUAGCAUGCUGGGCAAAAUGCUUUGAGUUCAAAUUCCACUGAGGUUGAAUUUGCCUUUUAUCCUUUCGAGGUCGAUAAAACAAGUACCAGUUAUGCACUGGGGUCGAUGUAAUCAACUUAUCACCUUCCCAGAAUUGCUGGCCUUGUGCCAAAAUUUGAAAUCAAUAAUUAACAAGUAAUAGUGACUAUCUUAAGAGAAUCGAAGACCAAAGUUCUAAAAAUUGCCCUUCCUCAUUAGGACCAGAAAAUACACCAGAGCUGGACAUUUGUUGAUUCUCUACAAAACUCAGGUGAGACCCCUAAUGAAAUAUUGCUCCUACAUUUGGAAUGGUGUUGUUAUUACACCAAAAAAGAACCAAGGUUGUAUCCAUAAAAAAGCCAUCUGUCUGAUGGUUUAGUUUUCAGUCCAAGCACUAGUUCACUCGUUGCUUCUACUGCUUACACAAUCAUUUCAAUUCUUCAGAAUUGGUUAAUUGCAUAUCACCUGUCACUCAUUCUGUCUUGUGUGGACCAUUUUCCCCACUUCCAAUUGGAGUUGAUUGACAGGGAUUUAACCCUUUAGCAUUUAAACCACUCAUAACUAGCCCAAAUAUUCUAUUUGUUUUUAUGUUUAAACCAGCAAGAACUGGCCUCUCACACUUACCCUACAAUGUCAUUCAAAAACAAAAUAUAAUCACAUCGUUGAAAUCUCGAGGCUAUGAGAUUAUGCUGGAUUAAUUCAAAACAAAUGUGAAUAAAUAAACAUUACAUUUGACUAAGUAAUCUGAACGCUAAAGAAUUAAGCUGACCAUUAACCGGCGUUUAACCCUUUAGCAUUUCAACUGACCAUAACUGGCCCAAACAUUCUAUUUGUUUUAUGUUUAAAACAGCCUCUCACAUCCACCCUUCGUUGUCAUUCAGAAAAAAUAUAAUCACAUUGCUGAAAUCUCAAAGUUAUGAGAUUUUGCUGGAUUAAUUCAAAACAAUGUCAAUAAAAAGGCGUUUCAUCAGACAAACUAAUCUGAAUGCUAAAGGCUAAAGGCUGACCAUCAGCCACUGUCCCUUUCUCUCAACAGAAACCAUAAACAACAAUUUGAAAAGUUAUGUAAUACUAUUUAGUAUAACAAGUAUUUUUAAAGUAUUGUCUUCAAAAUACUAUUUUCUGGUCAUUCGGUUAUUCAGUAAUAUAACAAGAAGAAAUGAUGUCUUAAAUGUAAUUAUGCCAAUAAUAAUAAUAAUAAUAAUAUAUGGAUAUUAUUGCAAGGUGUUUAAAUUGUUAAACAGUUUCUUUUAUAUCAGGAACUAAGCAUAUUUCUGAAUUCUACAGAAACAAAUGAAAUAAAGAUAUAUUUUGCACAAAGA